AUGAUUGUGGCAGGCGACUUGUUCGACACAACUUUAUGCGUGACUCUCGGCUUCACCACCAUGGCGGCGGCCGCUCUGGGCAACUGGAUCUCCGACUUGAUGGGUCUGUGGCUGGGUUCUCGGAUCGAGGCUCUCAGCUCUCGGCUUCUCCCUAUCCCGAAACCGGGCUUAACACCGGAACAGCGCGAGAGCCCCAUAUGCCGCCAGCACUACUACAUUGGGACUGGUAUCGGGAUUUCGAUCGGGUGUCUCCUCGGCAUGACACCUCUCCUUUUCCUCGACACCAAGGAAGGCGAGAGAAGAAAGCAACAGAGAGAACAUGCGCGCGUGCUACACUCAGAAGUCGCUGCAGCACUCCAGAACUACCUCCAGGCUGAGCGCGUCGUCCUCUACCUCUUGGACUCCACCGACAAUACGCUCUAUACGCUUGUAGAUGGCCAGCGCGUCUGUGUACCCUCUCACGUAGGCACUCCCGGCGUUGUGUUCGAGACCGGCAAACUCAUCAGUUGGGAAGGGAGGCAUGUGAAGGACACCCAGGAAACAAACGGGGGACCUUUAUCAGAGCGAGAGAAAUCAGUUUCUCUCUCUUCUCUGUCGUCUCUCCUCAUCGCUUCCCCUCUCUGUGCAAUCAUCAACGAUAAUUACAGCGAUCGUAGUUCUUCUUCAUCUCCUUCUUCGUCUCCUUCUUCUCCGUCUUCCUCUUCUUCGUCUUCUUCUUCUCCGUCCUCCUCUUCUUCAUCUUCCUCUUCUUCGUCUUCCUCUUCUUCGUCUCCUUCGUCCUCCUCUUCUUCGUCUCCUUCUUCUCCGUCUUCCUCUCCAUCGUCUUCCUCUUCUUCCGUUCGUGCUUCUGUUUCUUCACUUCCGUGUGCUGUAUCCCCACCUGAGACGAGAGAGGAGAAGACAUCCGGGGUGGAGGAAGAUGCGGAACGGGCGUAUUUGAUCUCUCCACUUCUUUCAGCUUUCUCUGCGUUUUGGAGCCGCGUCCGAGGGCGAGUAGACACGGCUACGGGAGACACGGAAAAGCGAGAGAAAGAGGAGACAGAACCCCGCCCUUCGAUUGGACAGAGGACAGACGCGGGAGGGACAGAAUCCGCACACGAGGGCAAAGCAGAUGGACAGAAGGCGCCGAAGGCUAAGACUGAUAACGAAGCACACAAGAACGGUGAAGCUUCUUCACUUCCCUUUCCGGGUGUACAUACACCCUCCGGCGCGUCGGAAGUGAGGCACGUCUUGGCGGCCCCUGUGUUUGGGUUUGAGGGGAACAUCAUCGGCGUCAUAGAGGUGAUUAACCCCAUCCGGCGGUCUCGCUUCAGCCGACAGGACCGAGACUUCCUCAUCUCCAUAUGUCCCCAUAUUGCAGUUGAAGUCGAAGGUCACCAACAUCUCACCAAGAUCCUCGAAUUGUGUCGGAAGCAGGCGGCUAGCCGAGAGAAGGCGACGCCCGUGAGCGACCGCGAGGUUGACGACGAAAGUUGGCUCGAACCCCAAAACGACAUGUAG
Neospora caninum is the source of this 1500-nucleotide messenger RNA. RefSeq names its product LOC100145439 protein, related. Gene Ontology annotation, molecular function: protein binding. Lineage: Eukaryota; Apicomplexa; Conoidasida; Eucoccidiorida; Sarcocystidae. The coding region runs from base 1 to 1500 and encodes 499 amino acids. The transcript has 7 exons. Gene Ontology annotation, cellular component: mitochondrion. The record is from RefSeq and is a predicted model, not a curated record.